This is a messenger RNA of Entamoeba histolytica HM-1:IMSS, 408 nucleotides long. RefSeq lists its product as uncharacterized. NCBI's taxonomy places the organism in Eukaryota, Evosea, Mastigamoebida, Endamoebidae. Bases 1 to 408 code for a protein of 135 amino acids. The transcript has a single exon. The record is from RefSeq and is a predicted model, not a curated record.
AUGACAGAGAUUUGUGAAACUAUGAGACUUGGAAAAAAUCAUCAAUUAUUUAUUCAAUUAUUAGGUUUUAAUCAAAAAAUUAAAGGAAAGAAUCAUGUUGUAUUUAGAAAUAAAGAGCAUAUUAUCAUUGACUUAUUUUUAAAUGAUGAAGAUACAACAAAAACAAUGUUACGGUCAUUUUUUGUUAAUUACAUUAAAUUAUUAAAAGUAAAUUAUUUAUCUCUUCAAGAAAUACAAAACAAAAUACCUAUUAAAGAGAAUGAUAAUGAUGGUAAUAUUAUCAUUUUUAUUGGUGAUGAUGUAUUAACAAUUACACCAGAGUGGUAUAAUACUUUACCAAAAAAUGAUUUAAUAAAUAAAUGGUGGAUGAUAUUUGAUUAUGCUUUUAAUUUUGAUAAUAAAAUUUAA